Topomyia yanbarensis is the source of this 2633-nucleotide messenger RNA. It is a transcript of the gene sw, whose product is annotated as cytoplasmic dynein 1 intermediate chain. The record is from RefSeq and is a predicted model, not a curated record. Gene Ontology annotation, cellular component: cytoplasmic dynein complex. Gene Ontology annotation, biological process: transport along microtubule. The coding region runs from base 209 to 2257 and encodes 682 amino acids. The transcript is spliced from 11 exons. Gene Ontology annotation, molecular function: dynein heavy chain binding; dynein light chain binding. Lineage: Eukaryota; Metazoa; Arthropoda; Insecta; Diptera; Culicidae.
ACCCAGACCCAGCAGAAGUUCAAGUGUAUCGUAGCCGAGUGUGCUACUUUUUUCUUCUCCGCUUUGGUAACAAAUGAUUCUUCCAUAGAAUUAUAGCUAACUGUUAAACUACUUCGUUAAUAACCAUUCAAAAAUCUUUUUAGUGCAUUUGGUAUUAAGCAAUACGUAAAAGCUGGAGAAGUUGGAACAAUUUAGUAAGUUAUCAAGGAUGGAUAGGAAGGCGGAAUUGGUGCGGAAAAAGGCCAAAUUGCAGGCCCUCCGAGAGGAGAAAGAACGUCGUCAGAAGGAGAAAGAAAUGAAAGAUCUCGAAGAGGCAGCCGGAAAAUUAGGGCAUCCGGAAAGUAAUAGCAGGAAAGACUUGGAUGAAAUGCUAUCAUCACUCGGAGUGGCACCUGUUUCUGAAGUGCUCUCGUCGUUAUCAUCGGUGAAUUCGGCCACGUCAGAUCAUUCCGCAAAUCAUACCCCGGAUGCAAGUUUGCAGCCAAAUUUAAACGGACAAACCUAUCGCAAGAAACCUAUCAAUUUGAGUCUAGUGUCUGUCCAAGCUACCAACAUUCCACCGAAGGAAACCGUCGUCUAUUCGAAGCAGACGCAAACCACCAGCACUGGUGGUCAUGAACGAGAUGUUUUUUCUUGCCAUUCCUCACCUCUGUCAGGAUAUAUGGAGGAUUGGUGGAGACCGCGUAAAGCUCAUGCGACGGAUUACUACGAUGAAUACAAUCUAAACCCUGGUUUAGAAUGGGAGGAUGAGUUUACAGGUGAUGAUGAGGAAAACUCCCUGACUCAUAUCGAUCACGGCUUCCAUUCGAAACUGCCACCGGGGAUUCUGCCGCAUGGACUACCAACGGUUAAGGAAGUGGCGCCGGCCAUUACGCCCCAGGAACAGAAAAAAGAAGAAGUCAAAGAAGUCAAAGAGCUUUCCGCUGAACAGAAACAGAUGAUAAUCCUAUCGGAAGAUUUCCAGCGUUUCAUCCUAAAAGCUGGAAAAGUUAUGGAGCGCGCAUUAUCAGAAAUGGUUGACAUUUACACAGACUACAUUGGCGGAGGUGAUACUGAUGAUAUCAAUGAUGAACGUUCACUUGCUCGAUUAUCUCUCAAUCGAACAUUCUAUUGCGACCGAUGGUCAAAAAAUCGGUGCGUCACUUCGUUCGAUUGGUCAACUCAUCACCCAGAACUGAUGGUUGCUUCCUAUCACAACAAUGAAGAAUCACCCAAUGAACCGGAUGGCGUUGUGGUGGUGUGGAACACAAAGUUCAAGAAGCACACUCCGGAGGAAGUCUUCCAUUGUCAGAGCGCUGUCAUGUCUGCAUGUUUUGCAAAGUUUCACCCUAACUUAAUUCUCGGUGGUACGUACUCUGGUCAGAUAGUGUUAUGGGAUAAUCGAGUACAGAAACGAACACCUAUUCAGCGGACGCCACUUAGUACGAAUGCUCAUACGCAACCCGUGUACUGUCUUUCCAUGGUAGGUACGCAAAAUGCGCACAAUGUCAUCUCUAUCAGCUCGGAUGGUAAACUAUGUUCCUGGAGUUUGGACAUGUUAUCACAGCCACAAGACGUUCUCGAAUUACAACAGAAACAGUCGAAAGCUAUUUCAGUGACAUGUAUGGCGUUCCCUCACAACGAGGUUAACAAUUUUGUGCUCGGCAGUGAAGAUGGCUACGUUUACUCGGCAUGUCGUCACGGAAACCGAUCUGGUAUUGGAGAGACAUACGAGAAGCAUUUGGGACCAGUAACGGGUAUUUCCGCCCACCACAAUCAAUCGUCACCAGAUUUCGGGCACUUAUUUUUAACUUCGUCCAUUGAUUGGACUAUAAAACUAUGGAGUUUAAAGGAAAACAAACCUAUUUACUCAUUUGAGGAUAACUCUGACUACGUCACGGAUGUCGCUUGGUCUCCUAUCCAUCCAGCACUGUUUGCUGGAGUUGAUGGCAGCGGUCGUCUGGACUUAUGGAAUCUCAAUCAAGAUACAGAGGUUCCGACUGCAUCGGUUGUAGUUGAAGGUCAACCAGCACUGAAUCGAGUAUCUUGGACGCCAUCAGGACUGCAUGUAACUGUUGGUGAUGAGGCUGGACGAAUUUAUGUUUACGACGUCGCUGAUAACUUAGCUACUCCUCGCAUGGAUGAAUGGAACAAGCUCAAUUCGGUGCUCAACGAACUCAAGAUGAAUCAAAGUGAUGAGUUCGAUGAUAUAGAUAAAAAGUCGCCCAUCCCUCAGACUCCAUCACUAACUUCACUUACCUCAUCCCCGCUUAUAUGAAAUUCAAUCAGGCCCUAUUGAAGAUCAGAUAGGGACUAACAAUCGAACCGAACAUAAAGGCUUAUUCGAUAUGAGCAAGAUGUUUAUAUUCUUGAACCGGUGAAUGUAUGAUGUGAAAGGAGUUAUAAGGAUUAAGUCUGGAAAUAAAUAGUUGCGCAAAAGACUAAUAAUAUGUGGCUUUAGUGAAAGGUUCACAAUAAUAUCGCUGGAUUUACUUCUCAGCUUAUUGUUUCAACAGGCAAAUAUUGCAUGCAAAAAAUAGAUUAGCUAUUAGAAUUAUUCGAUAAUAGAAAACACAUCUUAAGCUAUGUGCAAGAUCUAAAAAUGUAAUUUAUUAUCCUGUGUUGAGUCGCAAAAUAAAAUUAUCUAAUUCUUA